Aphanomyces astaci is the source of this 2379-nucleotide messenger RNA. RefSeq lists its product as hypothetical. The record is from RefSeq and is a predicted model, not a curated record. Gene Ontology annotation, molecular function: voltage-gated chloride channel activity. Gene Ontology annotation, cellular component: membrane. Bases 42 to 2225 code for a protein of 727 amino acids. Gene Ontology annotation, biological process: chloride transport; transmembrane transport. NCBI's taxonomy places the organism in Eukaryota, Oomycota, Saprolegniomycetes, Saprolegniales, Verrucalvaceae. The transcript is spliced from 7 exons.
AUCAGUUGGCCACUCUCAAAGCGCACAGAUACACACGACAGAUGCAGUAUCCUACGUCCCCGUGCUCGAUCGACGAGAGCUUCGUGUCGUACUCGGAGAGACUGCCGUCGCUCCACAUCCCAACGUCGCCGUCGCUGCUUCGUCGGCAAGGCACGACGGCUGCCCACAAGAAGCGAUACAUGCACAACUGGGAGAACAUAUUUGGUCGCCACACGAGCAAGUACUCGGCUCGCGGGCUGUGGGACUUGAUCAAGAAAGAGGGCAAAAUUGUCCUCUUCCUCGUACUGCUGGGGGCCACUGUGUCGGUGCUCGACUACGGCAUCAACGAAUCCAUCAUGGGGCUGCGGUGGACCCAGGCCAAGCUGUUCACGUACCUGGAGUCUCAGCAACCGACAAGUCCUGAUGAGGUAUGGAACUACUCGUUGGGCGGGGCGAUAGCGUGGGGCUUGGUGUUUGCUUUGAUUUCAAUUUCGUGGACCCACUACGUCGAUCCUUUUGCAGCUGGGUCGGGCAUUCCCGAGAUCAAAACCAUUCUGUCUGCCGACCAACGUCAUGCCCCCGGCCGAUACCUUCGCAGUCGCACGUUAUUUGCCAAGUCGAUCGGCCUGGCCACCGCCCAAGCUAGUGGCCUCUCGGUGGGUAAGGAAGGGCCGUUUGUGCACACGGCAUGUAUCAUCUGCCACCAGUUGAUGAAACACUGCGCGUUCUUCCAUCGCAUCUAUCGGAACGAGUCGCUGCACCGACACAUGUACAACGCAGCGUGCGCCGUGGGCGUGGCGUCGACGUUUGGCGCGCCGAUUGGGGGCGUCCUCUUUUCGAUCGAAGUCACAAGCUCGUUCCUGCUCCUUUCGAACUACUGGAAGAGCUUUGUCGCAGCCGUGAGUGGCUCGGUCAUGAAGCAAGUGCUUGAUUACAUCACCACCCAAUCCCAACAGCGCCUCCAUUCCUUCCAAGCACUUUUCCCCACCUCGUACAGCGACAAGUCGUUUGGCCAGUUGGAACUCUUUGCGUUUGCCUUCCUGGGGGUGCUGAUGGGGGUACUUGGGGCGACGUACGUGUCGAUGGCCACGCGGUUACGCCGCUUCUUCGCCCCGCUCAACCGCCGGUUUCCCCUCUUGUGGGGCGGUUUCAUUUCCGUGGUCGUGACGGUCGUGGUGUUUACGCCCGGCCCAUUCAACCACUUAGGGGUGUCGGACACGCUGAAAGAUCUGUGCAGCCCCACUCCCCUCGGACCCAAUUGGCAAUGGCAGGGCAGUGUGCUGGGCCCCCUUGCGGUGAGCGCCGUGUCCAAGAUCUUCAUCACGCUCUUAUCCGUGUCGCUGCCCAUCCCAUCGGGUGACUUCAUCCCGCUGUUUACAGCUGGCGCCGCAUGUGGUCGAUUGAUCGGAGAACUUAUUAUAUUCAUCUUUCCCACCGUGGACAUUGUGCCUGGCGGGUACGCGCUCGUGGGCGGCGCGGCGCUGGUCGCGUCGUCGACGCACACAAUUUCCGUCGCAGUGAUUGCGCUCGAGCUGACGGGGCAAUUCAUCUACUUUACACCCCUGUUUUUGGCCGUGUUGUUGGCUGGAGGCAUGGGGAAGGCCCUCAGCGUCUCGAUAUACGACAGUGUGAUUAUCUCGAAGGGAUUGCCGUACUUGCCCAUGCUGUUGUGCCACGAGCUACGCGUGGCCAACGUGUGUGCGAGAGAUGUCAUGGAAGACCAGCUCACAUGUCUUCCCAACCGCACGACCAAAGGCGAGAUCCGAGCGCUCCUGAAACGGUUCAGCCGAAGCAGUGUGCCCGUGGUGGUCGAUCGGGGCAGCCGUCUGUUCUGUGGAUGCGUGGCCCGCGAAGACCUCCACGCGCUACUCGCCGAGGAUGACCAUGAUGGUGCCUCCAACCUUCCGACGGCAACUACUGGUGGUAUGUACAUGCGCCAAACAGAAGCAGGUAGCACCAGCACGAUGGUGGUGGACGCAGUUGACGACGAUCACGUUGUCGUGUUGUCCGAUGUGGUCGAGAUGAGUGGCAACGUGCUGAAAGUGGACGAGGACACCCCGUUGGAAACUGUACACCUCCUCUUUGAAAUGCUCAAGUGUGCCAAGUUGUUUGUGACCAAGUUUGGCGUGCUGGAAGGCGUCGUCACCCGCGCGUCGAUGCACAACCGCCUCACGUACCUCGCCCCGCCAGACCCCUCGGCACUGAUGCAGCAACCCGUCGAACGACAUGACGACAUGGUGUGCUAGAGGUGCUAUGCAAAUCACACUGUAUAUACAUGCAGAUCAACAACUGUACAUUCGACGAACGAAUAGUUAUGUAUCCGCCUGUAAAUCACCAUCGUUCCAUUGCGACUGCCCUCGCGACCUGGAAUAGGGAGACGAAGCCAGUCCGUUGUUUCAC